Messenger RNA from Zea mays, 390 nucleotides. Its product is annotated as cinnamate beta-D-glucosyltransferase-like. Lineage: Eukaryota; Viridiplantae; Streptophyta; Magnoliopsida; Poales; Poaceae. The record is from RefSeq and is a predicted model, not a curated record.
AUGGAGAUAGGGCAGUACGCCACGAGCAGCUUCUCCAAGGAGCAUCAGAAGAUCUAUAGGAACGCCGUGUGGGGCGACCAGUGCACGGACGCCAAGUUCCUGGUGGACGAGCUCAAGAUGGUUGUCCGCCUCCGCGGGCCGCUGCGGCGGGACGCCGUGUGGGAGGCGGUGGACGCCGACGUGGCGGAGCCCGUGGCCGAUGAGAUGCUCGCCAGCGCCAGGAGGUGGAGCGCGGCGGCGUGGGACGCAAUGGCGCCCGACGGGUCCUCGAACUGCUCACGCGCCUCAGCGCCUGUCUAGGCGUUCGUGGACAAGGUGUCCCCGCGAGCUAAGGUCGUGCCGCCAUCGUCAGAGGAGCUUCAGCAGUCACCCAUUAGAGUCGAAAACUGA